UGCUGCUGCAUCGUCUUCUCGCCUUGAUUGGGAUUUUUUGCAUGGCGCCGAGAAAAGUCUUUUCCACCCAACCACAUCACCAGCACAGCUCACGAGUUCACGAAUGGCAACGCGCAAGCAGCCGGCCAGCUGCAAUCAGAGCAUAUCAAGCCAACGUAGCCCCCAGGCUCCAUCACGCCGCCCAUCUGUCCUUACCCCAACAUCGGUCUCAUCACAUCGCACCCCGCAAUUGUCGAGACGGCUGUCGAAAAUACACAGGGCACAGGCUCCGCCACACGAUGGCGGUCUUUGCCUUCUUGUCCUACUUCAAGCCGUGGUGGAAGCAGACAGAUACGGACUACGAGACUGUGCUUUCUCGCUUGACAUCCGACAUUACGGAGGUGCAAACUCGAUUGACGCAGGUCAAGACGCGAGAGAGGAGAGCGAGCGUGACCUUGACCUUCAACGCCUUCUUCCUCUACGCUGCUUAUGUCGCAUGUUGCUGGUACCUGCGCCCGCUUAUCACCUCACACCCAAGAGGUGUCGUCGUUGCCGCCUAUCUACCUGUUGUGCUCAUUCCUUUCCUCAUCAUUUACACUCGGCGCAUCGUCCGAUGGUGGUACAAUCGCAUCUCUGAGGGCGAAGAGAAACAUCUGCGAUCGCUGCAGCGAGCGCGUAGGACGAAAAUCGACGAGAUCAAACGUGCUUCCAGGUUCGAUUAUAUGCGAAUGCUGCUGGACAAAUACGACGACAUUCAGCCACCUUCUCGAGCUCGUCAGGCUGCAUCGAGUGCCAAAAUCGGAGACUCGCCAGCGAAGGGCCCUGGUGGUGGUUUAGCAGCGCCGGGAAGUAGUCCGCGAUCCAGACCGACUACUGCACCAGGCAACGCCAGUCGAGCUCCAUUUUCCAACGCAUCUACACCACCUGUGCCGGCAGUGCCUGGCAACGGCUCUGCACACGCGCCGCCUCAUGAUCAAGCUGGCACAGCCAAAACGCCAGCUCAGGGAUCAGCGGUACCCUUGGCUGCGCAGGCCGUACCACCUCGCACCUGGCUGGAUCGCGUAGCAGACCUUAUCUUGGGCAGUGAGAAUGGAGACGGCACCUUGAGAGACGAGCAGAAGUACGCCCUCAUAUGCAAGGAAUGUCUCAACCACAAUGGGCUAUGCUUGCCGAGCGAGAUCGAGGAGAUACAAUACAUUUGCCCAAAGUGCGGCACGUUCAACUCUCGAAGGCCUUCUACCGCACCCAUCUCAUCUCCCUGGGGCCGAGCACGCUUCGAUUCCACAGCCAGCAUCCAGAGUAUGAGUGGGGCAUCCCCGUCACCCAACUCGAGGGCGCAGGGCGAAAGGGGACAUCAAAGACCGCAUAGCGUUGCAGGAUUCUCUACGGACUUCUUGACCCCCGAGAGAGCUUUGAGCGAUCGAGAAGGUUCCGGAAGACCCCUUUCGCCCUUGCACCAACCAGUGACCGGCGCAGACCAUGAGCUGGAUGGCGACAGUGAAGCGGAAGUGGAAGAGGAAGCGUGGGAAGAGCUGCGAGAUUCGGAAGAGGAUGACACGCCACCGGACGAACCACUCAAUUCGAGCGACCCUGCAGGCACGAGAUCGUCAAGAGCCUCGGGUAAGGGGUUGGCCGGGUCGAAGGGGCCCAAGUCUCGCGGAAGCGGACCUACGCGCAGGUCCAGCACACUCAGAAGUAGACGCUCGGGCAAGCCGGACCUUAUGGACGUCGAUUAGGCGAAGUCCCUUGUGGGACUCUCGUGGCCGAAUGGCUUGCCAGAAGCUUGCAAUCGUUUAGUCAAGUGAUGCUGUAAUAGUAAGCGAACUUAUCACCAUUUCGCUUGUAAUCGCGCAACCGUAGUGUGG
Ceraceosorus guamensis is the source of this 1844-nucleotide messenger RNA. RefSeq lists its product as hypothetical. The coding region runs from base 279 to 1715 and encodes 478 amino acids. Gene Ontology annotation, cellular component: endoplasmic reticulum tubular network. The transcript is spliced from 4 exons. Gene Ontology annotation, biological process: endoplasmic reticulum tubular network organization. NCBI's taxonomy places the organism in Eukaryota, Fungi, Basidiomycota, Exobasidiomycetes, Ceraceosorales, Ceraceosoraceae. The record is from RefSeq and is a predicted model, not a curated record.